Molecule: messenger RNA, 5642 nt
Organism: Trichophyton rubrum CBS 118892
Lineage: Eukaryota; Fungi; Ascomycota; Eurotiomycetes; Onygenales; Arthrodermataceae
Exons: 2
Coding region: 1-3702 (1233 amino acids)
Biological process (GO): regulation of ARF protein signal transduction
Molecular function (GO): guanyl-nucleotide exchange factor activity
Source: RefSeq, a predicted model, not a curated record
AUGAGCCUUGAAUUACAGAGGGACGACAAUGACGGCCAGCAUACGCUACGUAACCUGCCGCUCGAGCAACCUACUUCGUCUCCGCUCCGCGGCGCACGAAUUAACGGCGACCGCAACAUGGCGCCGUUGAGGGCGGCUGCACCAAUCGCCAUUAACCCUACUGCAUUAGUUACGACAGAAUGCAUUGCCGUUACGUCCGCUAUGCGGAAGCAUGCUCGAUGGGCUCACUCCUCCGUGGCAGCAAUCUUGGGCGGAGGUGUGAGCUCACGGAGCAUGGACCGGGACACUUCAAUUCCUUUAGGCACUGGGAACAUGUCGCUCGGUCCAAAGCCUGCCCAGAAUCAUACUGCUUCAAAAUCUGGUACACCAGACGCAGAAGGGGAUUAUUCGCUUGCCGGUAGAUGGGGAUUGAGGGGAAGGAGAGGCAAAAGCAUCCAGGACAAUCCUUUGAUGUCGGCGUUUACUCGACUCCGGAUCGACUUGAAGGACUGUAAAGAUAUACGUUUGUUCGAUACACCGUGUCUAUUGCAUCCAUUUUUGCAAGUUAUCCGCUCUUCUUCGACUUCGGCGCCUAUAACAUCGCUAGCACUUUCGGCUAUAACAAAAUUCUUCGCCUACAAUAUCAUCAGCCAUGACUCUCCACGCCUGGCAGUGGCAUUACAACUCCUGUCUGCCGCCAUUACACACUGCCGUUUCGAGGCUAGUGAUUCUGCUGCUGAUGAGAUUGUUCUUCUUCGGAUACUGAAACUUAUGGAAGGCAUGUUGUCUCGACCGGAGGGUGAAUUACUAGGUGACGAGAGUGUGUGCGAGAUGAUGGAAACUGGGCUGAGUAUGUGUUGCCAAGUUCGCUUGUCAGAAGUCCUUCGAAGGUCUGCUGAGAUGUCAAUGGUGAAUAUGUGCCAAAUAAUUUUCCAGAGACUCGCACGCCUUGAUGUCGAUAGUGAGCAGCCAGAGGGAGAACGCGGGAAUGGGAACACAGAGGAAACUCCGAGCAAUCUCAAAAUGGAUCCCUCCGUGGAUGGGGAGACUGUGGCAUCCCAGCAUGCAUCAAGUUUAGGAACCGAUACCACCAAUCCCGAAAAAGAGGAACUUGUGAGCGGUGAUAGCUCGACAACUAUACCCACCAUGGAAGGAGUAAACGCUGCUGUGCAAGCAGACUCAUACGAAGAUGUAGAAAAGGAGAUAGCACCCUACGGGCUGCCCUCGAUCCGUGAGCUGUUCCGCGUUCUUAUUGAUUUGUUGGACCCACAUAACCCUCAGCACACCGAUGCAAUGAGAGUAAUGUCUCUCAGGAUUAUAGAUGUAGCCUUGGAAGUUUCAGGUCCGUCAAUAGCAAGGCAUCCAAGUCUCGCUCAGCUUGCAAAGGAUGAUCUAUGUCGGCACUUGUUCCAAUUGAUUAGGUCAGACAAUAUUGUCAUUUUGAAUAGCUCAUUAAGAGUAGCUGGGACAUUACUUGCAACAUGCCGCCGCGUUUUGAAGCUACAGCAGGAGUUAUUCCUUUCUUACCUCGUUGCCUGCCUACAUCCGAGGGUUGAGAUACCCAAAGAAGAAGGUAUAGAUCCAUCUCUUUACGCUGGGGUUCCACGAGCCCCAAAAUUAGUGAAACCCUCGCCCUCACAGGCUGGAAGUGGCAGGUCUACACCUGUUCCCGUUAAGGAUCGUCAGAAGCUAGGCAUGGAAGGAGGUUCUAGAAAGCCAGAAGCUAGAGAAGCGAUGGUCGAGAGCAUCGGAGCUCUUGUUAGGAUUCCUAAUUUCAUGGCUGAGCUUUUCAUGAACUACGACUGUGAUGUUGAUCAGGCGGACCUUUGCGAAGAUAUGGUUGGUUUAUUAUCCAGGAAUGCAUUCCCAGACUCUGCCACUUGGAGCACCACUAAUGUUCCGCCUCUCUGUCUUGAUGCGCUUUUGGGAUAUGUCCAGUUCCUGGCAGACAGGCUUGAUCAAGAACCACCGAGCGCGGAUGAUCCAGACCUCAAGCGGCUACGAAGCCAACGUGAGAAGAAAAAAAUCAUUAUUCAGGGAGCUGCAAAGUUUAAUGAAAAACCCAAAGCAGGCAUUGCAUUCCUUGCUUCUAAGGGCAUAAUACAAAACCCUGAUGACCCCUUGGCUGUCGCUAAAUUCUUGAAGGGAACCACAAGAGUGUCUAAAAAAGAACUAGGCGACUUCCUUUCCCAUAGAUCUAAUGAAGCAUUGCUGGAUGCAUUCAUCGGGCUGCAGGAUUUCAAGGGAAAGAAUGUCGUUGAAGCCUUGAGAGAGCUACUAGGGUCUCUGCGUUUACCCGGUGAAGCUCCACUGAUAGCGAGGAUCGUUACCGUUUUCUCUGAGAAAUACCUCGACGCUGUUCAUCCCGAAGAGAUAGCGGAUAAAGACUCACUCUUUGUCUUGACGUAUGCCAUUAUUCUCCUCAAUACCGAUAUGUAUAACCCGAACAUCAAGCCCCAAAAUAAGAUGUCAUAUGAGGGAUUCGCGAGAAACCUUCGUGGCGUCAACAACGGAAAGGAUUUUUCAACCGAGUACCUUCAGGAUAUCUACUCGUCUAUCCGGAAUAGUGAAAUUAUCCUGCCAGAUGAGCAUGAGAACAAACAGGCUUUCGACUUUGCUUGGAAAGAGCUUCUCGUGAAAGCAAAAACAGCAGGGAAUCUAUCACUUUGUGAGACUAACGCUUUCGAUGCAGAUAUGUUUGAAGCAACUUGGCAACCGGUCAUCGCGACUCUUUCUUAUGUUUUCAUGUCCGCAUCAGAUGACGCCGUUUUCUCAAGGGUGGUCAUCGGCUUCGAUCAAUGCGCCCAGAUUGCAGCGAAAUAUAAACUGAAAGACGUCAUGGAUCGCAUAAUCUACUGCCUCAGCUCCAUCAGUACAUUAGCUUCAGCAACGCCUUCAAACACUAGUCUCAAUACUGAGAUACAGGCUGGUAAAAAGAGCGUCAUGGUGAGCGAGCUUGCCGUCCGACUAGGCAGGGACUUUAGAGCACAGCUUGCAACUGCGGUCCUCUUCCGUGUUAUUGUCGGCAAUGAAGCUAUAAUACAACAGAAUGGAUGGGAACAUAUCAUUCAAAUUCUCCACAACCUAUUCAUUAACUCCCUUAUCCCCCAGUUUGAUUCUUUUUUCAAAGUACUUGAUAUGCCGCCUAUACCCCUUCAGUCACCAUCCCAAGUUAUCGAUCGAGAUAGCCGAGAAAAUGACACUAGCUUGCUCUCUGCAUUCACGUCUUAUCUCUCAAGUUACGCUGCGGACGAUCCGCCGGAGCCAUCCGAUGAAGAACUUGAGAACACGCUCUGCACUGUUGAUUGCAUUAAUGCGUGUGAUAUAGCCCAACUUUUCAACAAUCUGAAGACUAUGCCUCUUGACUCCGUGGUAAUAUUUGUCGAAUCCUUGCUGUCUGAGCUUCCAGACACCGGCGCCGCAGUCAUUGUUGUAAAACCUGAACGCCCCGCAACAAACCCUCAUAGGUCUGAGGGUAGCAAAGUUGACAAGAAUAAACCCGCUUACAAACCGGGGGUUUUAUACAUUCUCGAGCUUGCAACUGUUCUUACCCUCCGAGAUACAGGCACAACAGAACGACUUGGGGAUAAAUUGACCAGUGUUCUCCAGGAUAUAGUACGGGAUGCCAAAAACAUACACCCACUUAUUCUGUCUCGAGCAGUAUAUUAUCUUUUAACCCUCCUUCGCCACAGCUACGUAUGUUUUAACUUCUUCUUUGCGUAAUAUAUCGCGGAUGCUAAUUCAGCUUCUAGGAGCACUCAUUCAUGCGGCCUCCAGUAGUGCUGCAUAUAAUUUCCAGCUUUGACCAACCCAUUCUUGAAGUAGUAGCGGCGCCAGUUGUUACUGGCUUGCUACUGUGUAUUAAUGAAUCUGAGGCACUGAAAAGUGAACUUAGCAUGUCACCAGAUUUCUGGUCUAUACUUCAGAGGUUACACCAAAAUCAAGAAGCGGCGCAAAUGGCCUUCGAAUUGCUCCAGAGCAUUGUCGAGUCAACCGUCCCAGUGAUCACUGCGGAUAACUAUGAGGCUGCUGUAAAUCUCCUCAAUGAUUUCGCAACAGCUGGAGGGAUUGCUACGGUUAGGGAGAUAAAGCGGGAAAUGGCUUUACGUCGACCCAAGCCCGUGAGACAAGUGAGAGUUCGGUAAGAAUGCGAUGAUAUAUUAGUAGACUACCCGAGCUAAUCCUGUGGUAGGGAUAACCCAUAUGUAAUCCGCGGAACUAAAGCUAUCGGGGUGAUAUACCGAAUUACCGGCCGGAUACCUGCACUCAUUCAACACUCUCACCUGGAGAAAAACGAAGGUACACUUCUUCAUGCUUGGUAUACAGGUGUCCCACAUAGACUCUGCAAAGCUAACACUUUACCACAAUAGCAUGGGCGGCAUAUUGGUCUCCGAUAUUCAAUUCACUCACAACUCAAGGCCUCAAUCCGUGCCGUGAUAUUCGCAAUCAAACCAUGUCUGCACUUCAAAGAUCCUUGUUGUCGUCAGAGCUUGCGUCGACAGACCAUACCAAAUGGGUUACGAUAUUCAAGAAAGUGCUGUUCCCACUGAUCUUAGAGCUACUCAAACCUGAGGUUUAUCAGUCAGACCCCUUAGGUAUGAGCGAGACGCGAGUUCAGGCCGCCACACUUCUCUGCAAAAUAUUCCUCCAUUACCUCGUUCUACUCUCUGAAUGGGGCGAAGGUAUGCUGGAUCUGUGGCUGAGAAUUCUGGAUAUCUUGGAUCGGAUGAUGAAUAGCGGGCAAGGAGACAGCCUUGUAAGACAUGCUCUCUCCCUCUCUUUUUGAUUUUGAAGUACACAUGGGCUCUUUCUGCGUUGUUUUCCUCAUUUCUCACUUUUGCAAUGGAAAGGCUGCCGGGUAAUAACGCGUAGCCCUACAUUCCCUUUGACUGUCGCUUAUCAACUUUAUACAACGUUGGCUAACGUAUUUGACAUAACUUACAGGAAGAGGCAGUGCCUGAGAGUUUGAAAAACAUUCUCCUAGUAAUGGCAAACGGGGGUUAUCUAGCCGCACCCCCGAAUAAUGACCCUGGAAAGGAAAGGAUAUGGACUGAAACGCAAAAGCGGCUUGACCGCUUCCUCCCCAAUCUUUUUGGAGAGAUAUUUCCCACUACUCCUACAGACGCACCCUCUUCCAGACAUGGGGGCAGUCGCACAAUGCGGCCCGAGGCAAAACAGCAAAGUAAUCCGGAUUCCGUUGAUAGCAAGGAUCAAAGUGUUGAUAUGCCAAAGGGUACGGGCGGCACUGCAGACACAGAGAAAGCGAAAGUGGGACAGGCUGAGCCGACAGCAGCUGAACCUGACGAUGAGGUGGAGUGAAAAAAACGCUCAUCAAGGGCUUCAGUUAAUAUGUGCAUCUUUUCUGUAUAUUGGUUAGUUAAAUGAUUAGCAUGAAAGCAUAUCUUUCAUUUUAUUUUAUUUUUUUUUGUCUUUAUCUUUCCAGGCCCUGUGCGAGGAUUGCGUAUUCCUUCAGCCCUAACCGGGGUCGUAACCAUCACCAUGGAUAAUGAAGCUUAUAGCCCAGAUCCCAAUGAGCCAGCAAGGUCGUGUCAAGCCAUGACAACGAUCACAUGCCCUGCCGGCGAACCUGAUUUAUAGUUAGACUUCACCUGAAAGCAACCGUUUCAGCGCUGACCAGCAACCAACCUUACCAACUGGGUGAU